UAGUCGCAAGUCGUUUGUCAAGACCAACGCCCUGUUUUUCUUGUAUAAAUACUGCACACAAAUCUCUCCACAAUCGAGUCAGUGUUCCAGCUCAAUCGCAACUAAGAAAACCAAAAUGCAUUUCUUUGCCGUCCUUCCUCUGUUUUUUGCUGCUGCCAUUGCCGCACCAGUUCCCGCUGUACCCUGCGCCCAUACUUAUGCUGCUACUCCUAUUGUCUUAGCCGCUCCUGCACCAGUAGCUGUUGCCGCUCCAGCACCCGUCUAUGUCGCACCUGCCCCAGUCCAUGUUGUCCCCCAGGCCUUCGAGACCAGGGUCCACUACGCCGAGACUCCCGUCGUCGUCGGACACACUUCAACCAUCAUGAAGCCCAACUUGGGCGCCGGUGCUCACGUCACCAACUUCGACUUCAUGGGAUUGGCCCAGACCAAAACCGUCGGACAGGAAUCCUUCGUCCAAAAGUCCAAAGUUUUGGCUCCCGCCCGCAGCGUCUCCGAAAUCACGCCCCAGGUGACCGUCCAACACCCGACCAAAGUCAACGUUGAAAAGUUCGCCGUUGAGGUGCCCGUCGCCGCUCCUUACGCCCAGCCCGUCCCAGUUCCAGUUGCUCCCCAAUACGAAAUCCACCAGUAUCACGCAGCAGCUGCCGUUCCAGCUGUCCAUUUCCACGAUGGCAUCCCAUGCAGCUCCAAGACCCACUAAAUGAAAUCGACUGAAUUUGUCUUUACUGAAACAUGAUAUCUACUCUUUCCUGACGUAAACGAACCUGUAACAGUUUUUUUUUACUAUUGCUGUACAAGUGACGAAAAUUACACAUUUUUACGAAUA
Daphnia pulicaria is the source of this 826-nucleotide messenger RNA. RefSeq names its product larval/pupal cuticle protein H1C-like. The record is from RefSeq and is a predicted model, not a curated record. Bases 116 to 700 code for a protein of 194 amino acids. The transcript has 2 exons. NCBI's taxonomy places the organism in Eukaryota, Metazoa, Arthropoda, Branchiopoda, Diplostraca, Daphniidae.